AUGAAAAUAUUGAAACAGACCAAAUUGUCAAAGUAUUUUCAGAAGACUUCCAAUAGUAAGACUUCAAAUAGCCUUUCAAAUCCAGAUCACCAGCGACAUGCUCAGUCGAUUGACUCCAGAAACGAUCAUUUCCGUGACUCCAUUUUUGCUGCUGACUUCUUGACAACUGAUCCACAAGGUUUUCAGAAUGGUACGCUGGAACAAGAAGAAGCAGCUGAGCCAACAGCAUCAUCAACAAUGAGGUCUUGCAUUCCUAACUGUCGUUCUCAACGCACAUGGGUUGAUCUAAGUCCACGAGAUCUUCAGGAAAAAGAAAUUCACGCCGGCGAGGACGUCUGGAUUAAAAAAGAAAUUUACGACAGGAUUCGACUGAAUGCGAAGUCUUACUCUCUCUUUGUGAAAGAAGUCAGCUUCGCUAUUAUUGGCGAGUCCAUGGCUGAGUACUCAGUGACGGGAAAAGUGGCACCUCGUACGGGGAUCAGAAAAGAAAGCUUGUGUCCCACUAAACUUCUUGCUGUCAGGGGUAUUUUCGAGCACUAUUUGCGCACUCACCGUCUCAUGAAGGAUGAUGCAGAAAUAGUUUUAGAGCUGGAUGAGGUGGGACGGUAUGUGGGGGAGAAAAUCAAUGAUAUGAUUCAAGCCCCUAAAAAAGCAGUGAGACGCGAGGAGAAGAGAAAGACUGGCAAAAAGAAGCUGGUCCAAUCAACUUCACAACCUGGGCGGUGCAAGCUCCAAUCCAAAUUGAUUCAACGCAUUUCCCGACGUGAAACAAACCCGUCACCAUCGACUUCUUCGGCCAGUCCUGUUACUAAAUGA
This is a messenger RNA of Fopius arisanus, 816 nucleotides long. NCBI's taxonomy places the organism in Eukaryota, Metazoa, Arthropoda, Insecta, Hymenoptera, Braconidae. The record is from RefSeq and is a predicted model, not a curated record.